AUGGAUUGCUCACCUGAAGCUAUGUGGAGAAUAUACGGCUUCAUUGUUAAUGAAAUGUACCCAUCAGUAUAUAGCUUACAUUUACAUCUUGAGGAUCAGCACCAAGUAACUUUUCGAGCAAAUGAAGACUUAAUCAAUGUUCUCAACUUUGAUUGGUCUGCAAAAUCAAUGUUAACAGAAUUCUUUGCAUUAAACCGAGUGGAUGAAAAUGCCAGGACAUUGUUGUACAAAGAAUUUCCAGAAUUUUAUGCUUGGAGCCAACAAUACAAAGAGUGGACUCGUCGGAAAAAAAAAACUAUUAUAGGUCGAAUUGUUACAGCAAAUUCAUUUGAAGGUGAGAGGUAUUAUCUGCGAAUAUUGCUAAAUCAUAUAAGAGGACCUUUAUCAUUUGAAGAUCUUAGGACAGUUGAUGGUAUCAUGGCUCCAACAUUUCGUGAGGCAGCAACUAUGCAUGGUUUGCUACAAAGAGACAGUAGCUUAGAAGAUUGUUUACAUGAAGCAUCUCUAUAUCAAAUGCCGUCCAGUUUGAGACGACUAUUUGCAACUAUUUUAGUUUAUUGUAAUCCAACCAAUCCGAGAUAG
Molecule: messenger RNA, 582 nt
Organism: Carya illinoinensis
Lineage: Eukaryota; Viridiplantae; Streptophyta; Magnoliopsida; Fagales; Juglandaceae
Exons: 1
Coding region: 1-582 (193 amino acids)
Source: RefSeq, a predicted model, not a curated record